AUGACGACGGCGAUGGUGGAGAAAUACAAAGCAUUCCAUCGCUUGCUCAAUAAAACUUCGAGAACACUUGUUGAUCGCCGAUUCAGACAGCAGGGGCAGUGCGCUCGCGGCGGCUCUGCUGCUUCAGGUCUUGACCAUCGCCCAGACGCAGUUGUAGAGCAACGCGUCUCUUAUCUCGGAUGUCCAAAGCGAGGUUUAUGGACUUCUGCGCGAGCUUCUCUUCCGAGUUUGGUUGAUGGAGGCUUCGCGAGGGAUUACCCGAUGAAUCGGUGUAGAAGCUUUGGUUCAGUUGCUGGUGAAAUUCAGAGAAGCUCCAAGUUUGCAACGUUGAACUCUGAUGACGUGGCGCACUUCAAGGAGAUACUAGGUGAGAGAAAUGUGGUUCAGGAUGAGAGGCUGGAAGCUGCAAAUAGUGAUUGGAUGCACAAAUACGUAGGGUCGAGUAGGAUUCUUCUGCUUCCAAAGUCCACAGAUGAGGUUUCAAGAAUUCUGAAAUAUUGUAAUUCCAGAUGCUUGGCUGUUGUUCCACAAGGUGGAAAUACUGGACUUGUAGGUGGAAGUGUGCCAGUUUUUGAUGAGGUGAUCAUCAAUAUGGCUUUAAUGAAGCAAGUGAUAUCUUUUGACAAGAUCAGUGGUAUUCUAGUUUGUGAAGCUGGAUGCAUACUGGAGGAUCUAAUCUCCUUUUUGGAUAACCAGGGAUUUGUUAUGCCACUCGACUUAGGUGCAAAAGGAAGCUGUCAAAUUGGUGGAAAUGUUGCAACCAAUGCUGGGGGUUUGCGCCUUAUUCGUUAUGGUUCACUUCAUGGGAAUGUACUUGGCCUUGAGGUUGUACUGGCAAAUGGCGAUGUCCUGGAUAUGCUUGGCACAUUACGAAAAGAUAAUACUGGUUAUGACUUGAAACAUUUGUUUAUAGGAAGUGAAGGUUCCCUAGGAAUUAUUACGAAAGUUUCAAUACUAACGCCUCCAAAGCUGUCUUCAGUCAAUAUAGCUUUCCUUGCGUGUCAAGAUUAUCUGAGUUGUCAGAAACUUCUGCUGGAAGCAAAGAGGAGUCUUGGAGAGAUUCUAUCAGCCUUUGAAUUUAUGGACAGUGUCGCGAUGGAUGUGGUUUUAAACAAUCUAGAUGGUGUUCGGAACCCACUGGCUCCCACUGCGCACAACUUUUACGUUUUGAUUGAGACAACAGGCACCGAAGAGUCCUAUGACAAAGAGAAGCUUGAGAAAUUCCUAGUCGGAUCAAUGGAAUCUGGUUUAAUUUCCGAUGGCGUUCUUGCACAAGACAUCAACCAGGCUUCUGCAUUCUGGCGCUUGCGUGAGGGUGUACCUGAAUCAUUGCAGAGAGCAGGUGCGGUUUACAAAUAUGAUCUGUCCUUGCCUGUUGAAAAGAUGUAUGAUCUUGUUGUGGAAAUGAGAGCCAGACUUGGUGAGUCAGUCAAAGUGGUGGGAUAUGGUCAUCUUGGUGACGGAAAUUUGCAUCUCAACAUUUCGGCUCCAAAAUACGAUGAUGCAAUUUUAGCUCAAAUCGAACCUUUUGUCUAUGAGUGGACAUCGAAUCACCGCGGGAGCAUAAGCGCAGAGCAUGGCGUUGGACUGAUGAAGGCCAACAAAAUCUUCUACAGCAAAUCACCUGAAGCCGUUCAACUGAUGGCUUCCAUUAAGAAGUUGGUUGACCCCAAGACCAUACUCAACCCCUACAAAGUUCUUCCUCACUCCCUCAUGUCCUACAGCUGA
Messenger RNA from Linum trigynum, 1728 nucleotides. NCBI's taxonomy places the organism in Eukaryota, Viridiplantae, Streptophyta, Magnoliopsida, Malpighiales, Linaceae. The record is from the annotation of a GenBank genome assembly.